Mesoplodon densirostris (Blainville's beaked whale) is the source of this 3135-nucleotide messenger RNA. RefSeq names its product semaphorin 6A (gene SEMA6A). Gene Ontology annotation, biological process: positive regulation of neuron migration; neural crest cell migration; negative chemotaxis. The coding region runs from base 1 to 3135 and encodes 1044 amino acids. NCBI's taxonomy places the organism in Eukaryota, Metazoa, Chordata, Mammalia, Artiodactyla, Ziphiidae. The transcript is spliced from 19 exons. Gene Ontology annotation, molecular function: chemorepellent activity; semaphorin receptor binding. The record is from RefSeq and is a predicted model, not a curated record.
AUGAGGUCAGAAGCCUUGCUGCUAUAUUUCACACUGCUACACUUCGCUGGGGCUGCUUUCCCAGAAGAUUCUGAGCCAAUCAGUAUUUCGCAUGGCAACUAUACAAAACAGUAUCCGGUGUUUGUGGGCCACAAGCCAGGACGGAACACCACACAGAGGCAUAGGCUGGACAUCCAGAUGAUCAUGAUCAUGAACAGAACCCUCUACAUUGCUGCUAGGGACCAUAUUUAUACUGUUGAUAUAGACACCUCACACACGGAAGAAAUUUAUUGUAGCAAAAAACUGACAUGGAAAUCUAGACAGGCUGAUGUAGACACAUGCAGAAUGAAGGGAAAACAUAAGGAUGAGUGUCACAACUUUAUUAAAGUUCUUCUAAAGAAAAACGAUGAUACUUUGUUUGUCUGUGGAACUAAUGCCUUCAACCCUUCCUGCAGAAACUAUAAGAUGGAUACUUUGGAACCUUUUGGGGAUGAAUUUAGUGGAAUGGCCAGAUGCCCUUACGAUGCCAAACAUGCCAACAUUGCACUGUUUGCAGACGGAAAACUGUACUCUGCUACAGUGACUGACUUCCUUGCCAUUGAUGCAGUCAUUUACCGGAGUCUUGGAGACAGCCCAACCCUACGGACCGUCAAGCAUGAUUCAAAAUGGUUGAAAGAACCGUAUUUUGUCCAAGCGGUAGAUUAUGGAGACUACAUCUACUUCUUCUUUAGGGAAAUAGCGGUGGAGUACAACACCAUGGGAAAGGUAGUUUUCCCAAGAGUGGCUCAGGUUUGUAAGAAUGACAUGGGAGGGUCACAAAGAGUCCUGGAGAAACAGUGGACAUCUUUCCUUAAAGCUCGCCUGAACUGCUCAGUUCCAGGGGACUCUCAUUUUUAUUUCAACAUCCUCCAGGCGGUUACAGACGUGAUUCGUAUUAAUGGCCGUGACGUUGUCCUGGCAACGUUUUCCACACCUUAUAACAGCAUCCCUGGGUCUGCAGUGUGUGCCUAUGACAUGCAUGAUGUCGCCAUUGUUUUUACUGGGAGAUUCAAAGAACAGAAGUCUCCAGAUUCCACGUGGACACCAGUUCCUGAUGAACGAGUGCCUAAGCCUAGGCCAGGUUGCUGCGCUGGCUCAUCCUCCUUAGAAAAAUAUGCAACCUCCAAUGAAUUUCCUGACGAUACCCUGAAUUUCAUCAAAACGCACCCACUCAUGGAUGAGGCCGUGCCCUCCAUCAUCAACAAGCCAUGGUUCCUGAGGACGAUGGUCAGAUACCGCCUGACCAAAAUUGCGGUGGACACCGCUGCUGGGCCAUAUCAGAAUCACACUGUGGUUUUCCUGGGAUCAGAGAAGGGAAUCAUCUUGAAGUUCUUGGCCAGGAUAGGAAACAGUGGUUUCCUAAAUGACAGCCUUUUCCUGGAGGAGAUGAGCGUCUACAACCCUGAAAAGUGCAGCUAUGACGGAGUAGAAGACAAGAGGAUUAUGGGCAUGCAACUGGACAAAGCAAGCAGCUCUCUGUAUGUUGCAUUUUCCACUUGUGUGAUAAAGGUUCCCCUUGGCCGGUGUGAACGACAUGGGAAGUGCAAAAAAACCUGUAUCGCUUCCAGAGACCCCUACUGUGGGUGGGUAAAGGAAGGAGGUGCCUGUGCCCAUCUGUCACCUGGCAGUAGACUGACUUUUGAACAGGACAUAGAGCGUGGCAAUACAGAUGGCCUGGGAGACUGUCACAAUUCCUUCGUGGCACUGAAUGACAUUUCAACUCCUCUACCAGAUCAUGAAAUGUCUUACAACACAGUAUAUGGGCACUCCAGUUCCCUCCUGCCCAGCACCACCACGUCCAAUUCGGCGGCUCAAGAGGGGUAUGAGUCUAGGGGAGGAAUGCUGGACUGGAAGGAUUCACCUGACAGCACAGACUCUUUGGGGGCAGUGUCUUCCCAUAAUCACCAAGACAAGAAGGGAGUGAUUCGGGAGAGUUAUCUCAAAGGCCACGACCAGCUCGUCCCUGUCACCCUCCUGGCCAUUGCGGUCAUUCUGGCUUUUGUCAUGGGAGCCGUCUUCUCGGGCAUCAUUGUCUACUGCGUCUGCGAUCACCGUCGCAAAGACAUGUCCUCCGUGCACCGCAAGGAGAAGGAGCUCGCCCACUCGCGCCGCGGCUCCAUGAGCAGCGUCACCAAGCUCAGCGGCCUCUUUGGGGACACCCAGUCCAAAGACCCCAAGCCGGAGGCCAUCCUCACGCCACUCAUGCACAACGGCAAGCUCGCCACUCCCAGCAACACCGCUAAGAUGCUCAUCAAGGCUGACCAGCACCACCUGGACCUGGCCGCCCUGCCUACCCCCGAGUCCACCCCGACGCUGCAGCAGAAGCGCAAGCCCAACCGCGGCAGCCGCGAGUGGGAAAGGAACCAGAACCUCAUCAACGCCUGCACCAAGGACAUGCCCCCCAUGGGCUCCCCCGUGAUCCCCACCGACCUGCCCCUGCGGGCCUCCCCCAGCCACAUCCCCAGCGUGGUCGUGCUGCCCAUCACGCAGCAGGGCUACCAGCACGAGUACGUGGACCAGCCCAAAAUGAGCGAGGUGGCCCAGUUGGCGCUGGAGGACCAGGCGGCCACCCUGGAAUAUAAGACCAUCAAGGAACAUCUCAGCAGCAAGAGUCCCAACCAUGGGGUGAACCUGGUGGAGAACCUGGACAGCCUGCCCCCCAAAGUCCCCCAGCGGGAGGCCUCCCUGGGUCCUCCCGGAGCCUCCCUGUCUCAGAACGGCCUGAGCAAGCGGCUGGAGAUGCACCACUCCUCGUCCUACGGGCUUGAUUAUAAGAGGAGCUACCCCACGAACUCGCUCACGAGAAGCCACCAGACCGCCACGCUCAAAAGAAACAAUACUAACUCCUCCAAUUCCUCCCACCUCUCCAGAAACCAGAGCUUUGGCCGGGGAGACAACCCACCCCCCGCCCCGCAGAGGGUGGACUCCAUCCAGGUGCACAGCUCGCAGCCCUCGGGCCAGGCCGUGACUGUUUCGAGGCAGCCCAGCCUCAACGCUUACAACUCACUGACCCGGGCGGGGCUGAAGCGCACGCCCUCGCUAAAGCCGGACGUGCCCCCCAAACCUUCCUUUGCCCCCCUUUCCACCUCCAUGAAGCCCAACGAUGCGUGUACAUAA